GAAGAGCAAAGUGUUGCCCUGCUGGGUUUGCUGACCAGAGACGCUGCAGAUUUCGCAUUCCAGGCCGACGUCUUCGAUGGCGAUGACCUGGAAGCCACACUCGCCCAAUUACGUGAGCUGCUGGACACGCCGCUACAUCCUGUCGAAUAUCAGACGCAGUUCCACACGGUGCGCCAGGAGAUGGGCGAGACCACCGAAGCGUACGAGUGUCGCGUGAUGCAGCUGGUGGCGAAAGCGCUUCCGUUGGACACCAGCGAGGGGCAGGAGCGCCAGGCAAUGGAACGUUUUGUCGAAGGAGCAGCCAACCCUUCCUUGAAGAAGAGGCUGAGUACGAAACCCCAAGAAAGCCUUACUGAGACCGUGUCACUGGCGCGGGUGACAGAGAAGCUCCAGCGGGCCGUUCAAAAACCGGAUGCGCAAUGUUGGGCCAUUUCCCAACAGCAGCCACCCCAGCGGACAAACCCAUGGGCAUCGAGGCCGUAUCGUCAACCAGUGGCCGGGCAUCCUUAUACCCGAGACGGCGGUGGAUGGAGACGCUGGCCUAAUACCGGUGAAAGAUCGGAACCGAACUAUAGACAAGAGGUAAACGGAACGUCGCGGGAAGAUGAACAUCCGGACGACACCAAUUCGAGUGAGUUAGUUGUCCCUGCCGUUUGUGUGCCGUCUGAUAAAAUGUUUUGCGUUGACAUACACGUGGAAAGAUAUAGAGUCAAGGGUCUAGUAGAUACAGGAGCAACCAAGUCUUUGAUCAACAGCUCCAUGCUGCAAGCCGUGGACAACCCUGAAAUCACUUCUUUCCAUGGCCGAUUAUGCGGAGCGAACGGCGCGGAGAUCCGUGCCAUCGGAACCGUUCAUUUGAGGGUGCAACUGGAUGGCGUUUCAGUUGGACACUGGUUUGCGGUCGCAGAACCGCUGUCAAAGGGCCUUAUUUUGGGGGCCGAUAUCCUGAAAAGGCUUCGGUGUACCAUAGACAUGGAGAACUUCACGACCGUUCUGUUGUUGAUUGACUAA
Messenger RNA from Echinostoma caproni, 1011 nucleotides. Lineage: Eukaryota; Metazoa; Platyhelminthes; Trematoda; Plagiorchiida; Echinostomatidae. The record is from the annotation of a GenBank genome assembly.